Molecule: messenger RNA, 3567 nt
Organism: Tachysurus fulvidraco (yellow catfish)
Lineage: Eukaryota; Metazoa; Chordata; Actinopteri; Siluriformes; Bagridae
Gene: lrrc41
Product: leucine rich repeat containing 41
Exons: 10
Coding region: 590-2329 (579 amino acids)
Source: RefSeq, a predicted model, not a curated record
UUCUUUGUGAGCAGCUCAUAAUUUAUACUCACUGGUGAUUACAACUACACUAAAACACAUUUCAGCAAACAUCCACUUUGAGAAAUGGGCUUUUUUAAAUUUUAGUUUGGUGUCCUUGUUUGACUGAGCUAGUCUGGUCAAUGUGGUGAUUGGAGUUUGACAGAUUAGCUUCAGAAGUCUUCACUUUAUUUAGUUAUUUAUUUAUUUGUUUGUUUGUUUGUUUAUCUAUCUAUAUAUCUAUCUAUCUAUUUUUAUUUUUAUUUUUUCGCUACCAAUAUUUAUGCUGUGGAUCCGCAGCUAAAUUUACAUUUAUGGCAUGUGGACGGAAUUUAACUCUUGCAAAGCUAAAAUGCCAUGACUUUUAUUCUGAAAAGUAGGUCACUAGCUCACGUUGGCGACCUUCACAGGAGAAUUUUCCGCUUACAGCUUCAACAAACCGCACGUAAACAGAAUGCCUUCGUACAGAUCGAUCCGUAUGUCAGUUUAGGUCCGCUAUUUUAAUAAUGUGAAACUGACCUAUUAACCUGAUAAACUGUGAGGCUUUCCUGCAGGAAGAGAAACGAUUUGUAGGUUUCCGCUGUUUUUAAACAUGGGCAGCUUCACACUUGUACAGAUGUGCAUCAGGAAAGUGGCUCUGAAUAUGGAUGUGCUGGAGAGACAAACUGGGGAUUUGCCAGCCUCACUUCUUCAAGACUUGAUGCCGCAUCUGAACAUAUACUACCUGGACAGGAUUGAAAAAGCUGCUCAACUAAAAGGAGUCUCGUGUUCAUCUGCUUGGGCAGCAAAAUGGAGGGAUCUGAAUCGCACAUGGCGCUGGAAGUUAAAGUUUUUGCAGCCAGAGAAGGAGGACUGGAAACAGAUGUGCUUAGAGAGUUAUUUCCACAAGGUGCUUUUAAGAAAGUCACAAGCACACAGCUCCGCUCUUGACAUGACGGAUCUCUCUGUGGCAGCCAAGUAUGUACAGGUUCUCUCUCUCUACACGCUGCAUGAUGUGCAGAAGUUAGCCUCAGAGGAACUACGUCUCAUCCUGGCCACGCUGGAGACGGUGGUGAGGACACUCAGGUUGAUUGACGCCAAGGUGUUGCUCAGACAUAGAAAGUCAGAGGUCCUUUUUGUUUUGCACCGGCUUCUCGACCACGGAUCAGUUAAAAAGCUAGUUCUGAAACGGACUCCGGAUUCACAUGUUUUCAGAUGGAUUAUGUCCAGAUGUAAAGGCUCUAGCAGGAUUGAUGAUGGUCCUGCAGCAUCCAAAUGUCCUCGGCUGCAUCCGCUGAUGGAAGAGAUAGAAUACAGCAAGUUCUGUCCCUCAUGUAACACUAAUGUGACAUGUCCCGAGGGACAGAUACACUCAGUGGACCUGGAGGUUUGUUUAACUGCAGCGUCUCGCCUCCUGCCUUCCUGGAUUGGUCUCCGAUCACUUCAUCUGAGUCCUACCCAGUUUGUUUGUAGGAAGGAAGUGGUCGACUUGGUGGAGUCUCUCCGAAAACUUUUUCUGAACCCACACUGUGCCCUCAAAGACUUGAGUUUUGGGAACAUGUAUAUUCAGCAAUAUAUAGCAAGCUUGCUAAUCUCCUGCCCCACACUGCACACCCUCUCACUGGAAAUCGGCCCACGGUGGGACUACAGCACCACAUCCAGUGUGCACUUCACAUCAAACAUACAACUCUCUCUUGAGAAACUCACCUUAAAGGCAGGUGAGAUCCAGACGACUCUCGAGUGUUUACCCACUGUGCUUCAACACGCUCCCAAUCUCCGCACUCUCCACAUCACAGGAAUACGUCAGGCUCACUCCUUCCUACACACGUUGCCAGAAUCCAAUCCAUCCCUGAAAGUGCUGCUGUUGGAAGACGUAAACCUGGCAGAAUGUCACAGUGAGAUUAUUUAUCUUCUAGAGAACUCCAUGUUGGAAGAGCUAUCCUUGAAAGACUGUAGGCUGUUGGAGAAAUGCACAGAGAAGAAAGACUUCCUGGUUCCUUUUGUAGCAGCUGCAAAGAAUCUUUGUUCCCUUCGCUCUCUUUCUCUGUCUCAGAAUCGACUCGCUUCAAGUGUCAUUCAGGUUGCAGAUCUGUUUUUAGAACAUCCUGGCAACAUAGUCAAAUUGGACCUCAGCUCAAACUUCAUCCUCCCUGCUGACCUGCUGGAGUUCAGCCAAAGGAUUGAAGCUCAUCAUCCUCUUUGCCGAUUCACACUGGACCUGCGCUUUAACCCUCUAAAUCGUGACCCCUUGGCCAAAGGUCAAGCUCUGAGGAUACUGCGCCCGUUCUGUGAAGUUCUGACUGAUGAAUGGGACUUCAAAUUAGCCAUGGUAGAUCAUGUCAGUGUGAUGUGAAGAGACAUUUAAUGUAUAUAUAUACACAGUACCAGGUGUGGAACCAUGUAAAGAAAAAAAAAAAAGGCAUCCAUAAAAAAUGAAUUGUGUUGCUUACACCAUAGCUGUGGCCAGACAAACUAUAAUCUGCUUCUCCUAGAUAAAACAUACAAAGAUUUUUGUUAAAUUUCAUAAACUGGUUGUCUGGUGAAUGCUAAGGAUUUAAGAGUUGAUAUCUGACCAUAUACCAACAUUUUAAAAAUUGAAUUUAGAAUAUUUUUUUAUAUAGAUUCACUUUUAUAAAUUUAUAUUACUUUUGGAAUAAAUCCAAUAUUUCUACUGGAUAGUAGUUUUGUGUUUUUGUUUUUUUUUUAGUUUUAAGUUUGGUACCUUAGGUUUAGUUCUUUAUUUUGGCAACAAAGCUAUGAAUCUAAUGUAGUAAACAAUGAAUUUAUUAUUAUGAACUUAGACCUCCUCUAGUGUCAUGAAGACAUAUCAGUGUGGUUUAGAUCACAGUAGCUAUAAAACCUAGAAGCUAUAAAAAUAGAAAUAAAAGUUAUGCAGACGAUAGUUUUACUUGAAAAUAUGGAAUUUGCUGCUGUUGUCCUAUUUUUUCUUCUUUUGGCUGCUAACUUUUAGCGUUUGCCAAGCUAGAUUGUGGAGCCACAUAUUAUGUACAGGUUUUCAGUUGCAUCCAUUUGGUUUGGAUGAGAGGUUGCUUUACUUUUAACUAAUUAAGGUUUCAAGUUUAAAUCCCACGAAUUUCAUUUUUGUGCAAAUUUAUGCAUAUGUUAUAGCUAAAAUUGCAUGUGAAAAUACAGAAACCAAAUCAUUUGAUCUUACAACAACACUAGAAAAGGCUUUUGUCAGUACUGUAUUAAAGCUGACAGUAAGACCACAGUAAAGUCCAGUGUAAAGGCCAAUUGCAACAUUUCUUUCACAAUUUUCAAACACUGGUUGAUCUUAUCUCAAUCUUGUAUAAGCUUCACUCACACAUGAUAUCCAUAUAACUUUAUUAAAGACUAUGCAUUUGCACUUUGUGUAUAAGCAACAUGGUUUAACAAGCCUCAUUCUUCCCACUUGCACUGUUGUGUAUUGUUCUGCUUGAGUUUUGCAACAGGCUGAGCUUCGCAGCCACAAGGUUAUCGCUUUGCUUUCCAUUAUGUGGGUUGUUGGAUAUAACUCUUAUCACUGUAUGAUAUAUAAUAUAUAUUACUGUAAUAUAACUGUAUUAUACAAACAUGUUUCCUGCAAAAAUA